UAUAUAUAUCUUGUUUGGGACAGAAUUUCGCAGUCUAUCGAACGAAAGCGAAUAAAGUAUUUAUUUUGGACGCUUAUUGUCCGCACUUGGGAGCCAACAUGGGCAUUGGCGGACGGGUUGUUGGAGAUAAUUUAGAGUGUCCCUUUCACCAAUGGAGUUUUCGUGGUACCGAUGGAGUAUGUACAAACAUUCCUUACAGCUCAUGUGUUCCCCCUGCCAUUAAGGUAAAAAAAUGGAUUUCUACUGAAACAAAUGGGCUAAUAUUUGUUUGGUAUAAUGUUGAAGAAUUGGAACAGCCAUGGACUCUUCCCAUAUCUGAAGAAGUUAAAGCCAACAAAAUGGUCUACCAUGGCCGCAAUGAAUUUUAUGUAAACUGUCAUAUUCAAGAGAUACCCGAGAAUGGUGCUGAUCUUGCCCAUUUCACUGCAAUUCAUAACAGGAGUUUUUUAGCUGGAGGCUUUGACCCAAAAGAAAAUUUUCUUAGCAAUCUCGGAUAUCAUGACUGGCAGGCAAGUUGGAGUCCGUCGGAAGACAAGCACAUUGCUGAAGUAAAAUUGAUUCAUUCUUUCGUAUUGUUUAAUAAAUUUCACUGUUUUCAAUUGAAAGUCAUCGGGAAGCAGCUUGGUCCUGCAUAUGUUCAUCUCUUUCUCCACUCUCCCAUAUUGGGAAAUUUCCAAAUAUUUCAAACCAUAACGCCAGUCGAGCCUUUAUUACAAAAGGUUGUACAUAGAUUCUAUGCAUCUCGAUCAAUGGCUCCAAUUAUGAAGAUAUUAAUAUGUGGAGAGAGUAUAAUGUUUGAACGAGAUAUGAAUAUUUGGAAUCACAAGAUGUAUCGUAGCAAUCCCUACCUAGUCCUUGAGGACUCUUCACUUAAAAAAUUCCGAAAAUGGUAUUCAAAUUUCUAUUCAGCUAACAGUAAGACAUAUCAUCAAUCGGAUAGCAUGAAAUGGUAGCAAGAGUAAAUUUCAAUUUUUUAUACCUGUACUGUAUAGGCUACAACUUACAACCACAAAUUUUGACAUAUAAUUUCUAAUAUAAAUAGCCAUUUGAAGGGGGUAACAACAGGUACACAUGUUAUUUUAAUGUUAUAAGAACAUAAUCUAAUUUUUCAUGUUAUAUUUACAUAAUAUAUUUUAUGCUAGACAUGUUAUAUGAAUGUUAUGUUAAUAAAUUUUAUGCUAAUAUA
Messenger RNA from Drosophila innubila, 1186 nucleotides. It is a transcript of the gene nvd, whose product is annotated as cholesterol 7-desaturase. The record is from RefSeq and is a predicted model, not a curated record. Gene Ontology annotation, molecular function: chlorophyllide a oxygenase activity; 2 iron, 2 sulfur cluster binding. The transcript is spliced from 6 exons. The coding region runs from base 99 to 953 and encodes 284 amino acids. NCBI's taxonomy places the organism in Eukaryota, Metazoa, Arthropoda, Insecta, Diptera, Drosophilidae. Gene Ontology annotation, biological process: chlorophyll biosynthetic process; cholesterol metabolic process. Gene Ontology annotation, cellular component: chloroplast.